AUGAGGUUGUUGAAGACACAAUAUAAGGAAAUUGCUGAGAUGAUAUCGCAUUCCGCUUCUGGAUUCGGUUGCGAUGAUGUCAAGAAAUGUGUUACUUGUGAUGAUGAUGUUUGGAUUGGUUGGGUUAAGAGUCACCCAACUGUUGCAGGACUUAGAAACAAGCCUUUCCCUCACUUUGAUCAAUUAGCCAUUAUAUUUGGGAAGGAUAGAGCAACUGGGGAAGAAGCAGAGUUACCAACUGAUGCAAUGGAGAACAUAGAAAUUGAGGAAGUUGCAUUUGCAACAACAAAGGUAGCUUCAGAAGCUUUCAGUGCAUUGAAUGUUAAUGAAGAUGACAAUGCUGAUGAUGAUGUUUCUCCUGCUCAAGCUACCAAUAGUGAGGGAUCCAUUGCUGCUAGAAGAAGGACUAUAGAGCAAGGCGACAGAGAGAUGAGUCGCAAAAAAACUAAGACAAAAAGUAAUGGUGACAACAUUGUUCAUGCAUUCCAAUCUAGUGUGGAUAAAAUUGGAGAAAUCUGUCAAGGUGCAAGGGAAGGAAUUGAUAAAUUAGCAAGUUGUUUUCAAUUCAUGGCUGAAGAUGCGAGGUUGAAAAAGCAUGUAGCUGAGAUAGUUCAGGGAGUUGAAGGUUUGACUCUCGAAGAAAUUGUUAAGGCUGGACAUAUCAUCUUUAGUGAUAUGUGGAAGAUAAAUUAUCUAUUUUCAUUGUCAAAGGAGUUGCAGAAAAUUUAUGUGAAGGCUUUGCUUAGUGGCUUUAUCUAA
Messenger RNA from Theobroma cacao (cacao), 759 nucleotides. The record is from RefSeq and is a predicted model, not a curated record. Lineage: Eukaryota; Viridiplantae; Streptophyta; Magnoliopsida; Malvales; Malvaceae.